CCGCCCGCGCCCGGCGGCCCCCGAGAGUGGGGCCGCGCCCGGCGGCCCAGACACCUGUUCGGCCCGGCCCGGCGUCGUCGCCGGGGGCCAGGAUGAAAGUGACCGUGUGCUUCGGCAGGACCGGCAUCGUGGUGCCCUGCAAAGAGGGCCAGCUGCGCGUCCGGGAGCUCACGCAGCAGGCGCUGCAGCGGUACCUGAAGACCCGGGAGAAGGAUCCUGGGUACUGGGUGAAGAUUCAUCACUUAGAAUACACAGAUGGAGGAAUCCUGGAUCCAGAUGAUGUCUUGGCAGAUGUCGUUGAAGACAAAGAUAAGCUGAUUGCUGUGUUUGACGAACAAGAACCACUCCACAAGAUUGAGAGCCCCAGUGGAAACCCGGCAGGCCGGCAGAGCCCAGAUGCUUUUGAGACGGAAGUGGCUGCCCAACUGGCUGCGUUUAAACCAGUUGGUGGGGAAAUUGAAGUAACCCCCUCUGCUCUGAAAUUAGGCACUCCGCUGCUGGUGAGGAGAAGCAGUGACCCAGCGCCAAGCCCACCUGCUGAUGCCCAGCCAAGCGCUUCACACCCCAGUGGCCAGAGUCUGAAACCUGUUAUUCCAAAUUCCACACAGGACUUAGAAGAUGGAGAAGUUAUGAAUGGUGUGCAGAUAGAACUCCUGACAUCGCCGAAAACUAUGGAUGCAUUGAGUAAUAUGACAAGAACAGUGGAGAUUUCUGGGGAAGGAGGCCCCUUGGGAAUACAUGUAGUACCUUUCUUUUCAUCUCUGAGUGGAAGGAUUCUAGGGCUCUUCAUCCGCGGCAUUGAAGAAAACAGCAGGUCCAAGCGGGAAGGACUGUUUCACGAAAAUGAAUGUAUUGUAAAAAUCAACAGCGUGGACCUCGUAGACAAAACCUUUGCUCAGGCUCAGGACGUCUUCCGUCAGGCAAUGAAAUCUCCAAGUGUGCUGCUCCGUGUACUUACACCUCAAAACCGGGAACAGUAUGAAAAAUCAGUCAUUGGACCUCUUAACAUUUUUGGUAGCAAUGAUGGCGUUUUGAGAACAAAGGUGCCACCUCCUGUCCAUGGAAAAUCAGGAAUAAAGACAGUAAAUCUCACAGGAACAAGCAGUCCUGAAGAAGAUGCAUCAAUUUCCCUGCAGCAAAGCAAGAGCCCCCAAGUACCAAGACUAGGUAGAAAGCCAUCCUCUCCCUCACUCUCCCCGCUCAUGGGGUUUGGCAGCAAGAAAAACGCAAAGAAAAUUAAGAUUGACCUAAAGAAAGGACCUGAAGGACUUGGCUUCACUGUGGUUACCAGAGAUUCUUCCAUACAUGGUCCUGGUCCCAUUUUUGUAAAAAACAUUUUACCAAAGGGGGCAGCAAUAAAAGAUGGCCGCCUACGAUCAGGGGACAGAAUUUUGGAGGUAAAUGGCAGAGAUGUCACUGGACGAACUCAGGAAGAGCUCGUGGCCAUGCUGAGGAGCACCAAGCAGGGAGAGACUGCAUCACUGGUCAUCGCCCGCCAAGAAGGAACUUUUCUGCCCCGAGAGCUGAAAGGAGAACGUGACUGCUAUGCACUCUCCCUGGAAACAACUGAGCAACUCACCUUCGAGAUCCCCCUGAAUGAUUCUGGUUCUGCUGGUCUUGGGGUGAGCUUGAAGGGGAACAAAUCUCGAGAAACUGGAACAGACUUGGGGAUUUUUAUCAAAUCCAUCAUCCACGGAGGCGCUGCUUUUAAGGAUGGUCGUCUGCAGGUGAAUGACCAGCUGAUUGCAGUUAACGGGGAAUCUCUUCUGGGAAAGUCCAACCAUGAAGCUAUGGAAACACUUAGGCGAUCAAUGUCCAUGGAAGGAAACAUACGAGGGAUGAUCCAGUUGGUGAUUCUGAGGAGGCCAGGGAGACCACUGGAGGAGCCUGCAGAGUGUGGGGCAUUUUCUAAGCCGUGCUUUGAGAACUGUCAAAAUGCUGUAACCACCUCCAGGAGAAAUGACAAUAGUACAUUGCAUCCAUUUGGCACCUACAGCCCACAAAACAAACAGAAAGAGCUGUUGCUUCCCAAUGACGGAUGGGCUGAGAGCGGAGGACCUUCUCCUCCUCCACCACAUCCAGUUCUGGAAUUGGGCCUUGAAGAUUACAGCCACAGCUCUGGGGUGGAUUCAGCAGUAUUUUGUCCGGAUCAGCGCCUCAACUUUAGAUCUGUGACACCAGACAGGCAGCCUGAAUCAAUGAAUCUGAAAGCCUCAAAGAGCAUGGACCUUGUGCCAGAUGAAAGCAAAGUCCAUUCAUUGGCUGGACACAAAUCGGACUCUCCAAGCAAAGAUUUCGGUCCAACUCUGGGUUUGAAAAAGUCCAGCUCCUUGGAGAGCCUGCAGACUGCAGUUGCCGAGGUCAGGAAGAACGAACUUCCCUUCCACCGGCCCCGGCCGCACGUGGUCCGUGGCCGAGGCUGCAACGAGAGCUUCCGAGCAGCCAUUGACAAAUCUUACGAUGGACCCGAAGAAUUAGAAGCUGAUGGUCUGUCUGAUAAGAGCUCUCACUCCGGCCAAGGAGCUCUGAAUUAUGAAUCUGCCCCUCAGGGGAACUCUGAGCUAGAGAAUGCAGAAAAUAAAGCCAGGAAAGUCAAAAAACCGAAAGAAAAGGAGAAGAAGAAGGAAAAGGGCAAAUUGAAAGUCAAGGAGAAAAAGCAGAAAGAGGGAAAUGAAGAUCCAGAAAGGAAAAUAAAGAGGAAGGGAUUUGGUGCCAUGCUGAGAUUUGGAAAGAAGAAAGAUGAUAAGGGCGGAAAGGCUGAGCAGAAAGGUCCUCUGAAGCAUGGUGGCCUGAGAGAAGAGGAGCUGGAAAAAAUGAAAGAAGAACGUGAGAGGAUUGGGGCAAAACAUCAGGAGCUAAGGGAAAAGCAAGCAAGAGGUCUUAUUGAUUAUGCUGCUGGUGCAAUUGGAUCACUGCAUGAUAUGGACGAUGAUGAAAUGGACCCCAACUAUGCCAGAGUAAACCACUUCCGGGAACCAUGUGCAUCAGCAAAUGUCUAUAGGUCUCCAUCUCCCCCUCGGGCUGGACCACUGGGAUACCCUCGGGAUGGCCGUCCACUGUCUCCAGAGAGAGACCACUUAGAGGGUCUCUAUGCCAAGGUCAUCAAGCCAUACCAUCCACCAGUGCCAGUUGACAGUGGCCGUCCCAUGAGCGGAAGCACUGACCGCAUCCAGAAGUUGCGGAAGGAGUAUUAUCAGGCUCGGAGGGAAGCUUUCGCUUUAUAUGAGGACAAUGAAGGAAGAGCAAGACCUGACUAUGACCUUCACUGGGUGUCUGGAAAGGGUCCAGAUGGGAAUGCACACAACCUCCGCUUUGAGGGGAUGGAGAGACAGUACGCCUCCUUACCCAGGGGAGGACCAGCGGAUCCUGUAGACUAUCUGACAGCAGCACCUCGAGGGCUCUACAAGGAAAGGGAGCUUCCGUAUUACCCAGGGGCUCAUCCUGUGCAUCCGCCCAAAGGGAGCUACCCCCGCCCCCCAGAUCUGAGGAUCACAGAUCUCCGGUAUCCCCAGUACUAUCCGCCCCCGCCAGCCCCCCAGCACAAAGGACCCUUCCGACAAGAUGUCCCACCUUCCCCUCCUCAGCACCACAGAGUACCAGCCUACCCAGAAAUGGGCAGACCAGUGCCCCGAGGGGGCAGCCCAGACCAGUACCCCUAUCGAAUGCAGGAUCCCCGGCAGAAGAACCCCAUGACCGCAGCCGUGUAGCUGAAUGCCACCAAGCUCAGCCCAGCCCAGAAAGGAAGACAUCCAACAUCACCUUUGUUCUUCCUACACCUUAAGGCCUUCUUCCUGUUAAGAAUUCUCCAUGGUACAGAUUAGGUUUUUCUCACUGAGGCUGCAACACUUGACUGCUAAUCAGAGAGAAAGAAGGGGACAGGAGUUUGGGCAGGGAAAUCAGAAGAAAGAGGAAGGAUGGGGCCAUAAAAAAAAUACUGCCUGAAAUA
This is a messenger RNA of Eubalaena glacialis (North Atlantic right whale), 3946 nucleotides long. RefSeq names its product par-3 family cell polarity regulator beta (gene PARD3B). Lineage: Eukaryota; Metazoa; Chordata; Mammalia; Artiodactyla; Balaenidae. Bases 93 to 3707 code for a protein of 1204 amino acids. The transcript has 23 exons. Gene Ontology annotation, cellular component: cell cortex; apical plasma membrane; adherens junction. Gene Ontology annotation, molecular function: phosphatidylinositol binding; protein binding. Gene Ontology annotation, biological process: establishment or maintenance of epithelial cell apical/basal polarity; establishment of cell polarity; microtubule cytoskeleton organization. The record is from RefSeq and is a predicted model, not a curated record.